GUAAGAUCAUUUUACGUUUCACAUUUUGUGACGUCGACUGACGCCCGCGAUUGUGACUUUAUAAUAUUCCGUCGCAUCAGUUGUUUAUUGUUCGCGGUCUUUGAAGAAUACCUUUUAAACGCAAAACAUUGCGCGAUUCUCAAAAACGCAAAUAAUAUCUAUUCGGUCGUUCGAUAGGGGCUUUUGAACUUUGAAGGGGGGUGGUGCGUUUGUCUCCACGAAUUAUGUCAGUUCCAGCGCAAGACGAUUGCAACAAUAUGUAACUCAGUGGACAUUAUUUUGCGGAUAGAAUAGAUAUCCGCGUGGACGGGACAAUUUAUUGCUCGUUAAUUGAGUGUUUGUGCGCAACACGAAUUAAGUGCUGAAGAAGUUUGUGUUAUGGCUUCAGAUGAAGAUUGCACCGCUUACAGUGCGUACCCAUUAAUUGAUGAACAUGCAUGUACACCUUCGCCCGGUCAGUCAAACCCCUACAGGAGUUGCCUCUCACCAUCUAACUCUCCAUCACCACUUCUUGCUUCGCAGUACCAACUCGGCAGGUAUUCGCAGGAAUAUGGCGGAGGAGAUCCUCAGGAGAUGAUACCCGCUUCUCAAGUUUUACCUCAAGCAUUACCCAAGGGAGGACAAGACUUAUGGGGAAUGGAGGCUUAUUCGGAUUACAGAGCCUACGAGGCGAAUAGAUUCGAUUACGCGCGUCAGUCGUAUGCCGACGCUAUGCCAGUGUACGCUGCCCGUACUGGUGGGUUCGGUCCGAAAUUGGGUGCAAAUCAAGCCCAAAAGGCGAACAAAGAAGCUCGUAUACGACGACCAAUGAACGCGUUCAUGGUAUGGGCCAAAGUCGAGAGAAAGAAACUGGCUGACGAAAAUCCUGAUCUGCAUAACGCCGAUCUAAGUAAAAUGCUAGGCAAAAAAUGGCGAUCUCUCACUCCACAAGACCGAAGACCGUUCGUUGAAGAAGCUGAACGAUUGAGAGUAAUACACAUGACUGAACAUCCUAACUAUAAGUACAGACCACGCCGGCGCAAGCACAAUAAACAACGGGCGACACCUGGAGGGCCACGAGUUGGAGCUUCGUUGCCUAGCCCAAACUUGCCAAAUAUGUCUCCUCGUUACCAGGGUUAUGUUCCUAAUGCGGGAUUGUCGCCUACAGUGUCGGCAAGUGGUUACGGCUCCCCCAUGGAUUUUCCAAGUCCAGGUGGGAGUAUUGGAGAAUAUAGCGGUCAAGAGAAAAGGUAUAGUCCAGAUAGCUACAAAUUUAAUCAAUUUAGUUACGUGGGUUACCAAAACUUUCCCCAAAAAAGCCCUUACUCGAUACACACGCCCGAAACAUCGCCCACCCACAGUCCGGAGCCGAAAAAAAUUCCGCCGAGCCCUCAAGAACCUGGAAAAGACACGAAUAGCCAAGAAAAAAACGCACAGCUUCCAACGCCAGAAAUGAGUCCGUUGGAGCAACACGAAAAAGAACAUUACAACGCGUAUGAGGAUAGCAAAACCAGAGUGUCAAAUAUUCAACAUGCGAACAAUGUUCCCAACACGCAAGCGCAUUAUAGUACAAAGGUUCAAAACUUCAGACAAAUUAGUCAAAGUUACACAAACACUCAACCUAUCACUUCUGUGCCGAUGGCGAACGGAAUGUACGUUAUGUGCGCUAGUAAGAGUGGCGUAGAACAGGGUCAUGUGGUUACCGGCACGUUUUAUCCUCCAGUAGCAACCAGUCAAGAUCAGCAAUUGCUGGGAGUUAGUCAGCAGAAUGCAAUGAAUACUGUGAUAGCCAACUCUGCCGCUGGUGGUAUUCACUAUUACAACGCGAAUGUUCAACCUUACUACACGGUCAAAGAAUACGCGACUUACGAUCAAAGUGAGAAGGAUGAUUUUCUAAAUUAUUCUCACAUAAAGCCGUUGAUGGAUAAGCCACCUCCCAACGAGUAUCUCCAUCCGUACAAGGGCCUCGAAGACCCGUACCAAGACUAUCCCCAGUCUUCGGAUCAACAAAAUAUAGUCCAAAAUUACAUUUCGGAGGAGCGCAGCGACCCCGACUCCGACGUGGAUACGCAAGAGUUUGACAAGUACCUCAAAUUUGAUGGGAAUAACGCCUCUAGUGGUCUGGACUUGAGAGGUGUAGAUUCGAAUCACAACUAUCAUCGACCCGAAGUGCUAACUUCGAGUGCCGUGUCACAAAAUUCUCCGGUUUUGUCCUACAGUUACCAAUCACAGCCCACUAGUGUGAUUCAUCCAACGGGUGCCGUGAAAUCAGAAUUCGUCGGUUGUCCGGAAGUGUACGAUCUCGCGUCUGGUGUCGCCCCGAAAAACGAAGACGAUUUUAGUGAAAUUUUGGCGGGAGUCAGAAAAACUUGUUUCAGUACUUGAAUUAUCAAAAGUUAGGUAAAUGAAUUUGUGCAAUAUAUAUAAACGCCGGUUCUAAUUUUGUUUGAGAGAUUCCGGAUUCUUUGUUUUGGAGGUUUUUGUUGAGUAAAAUACUCGCGCGGGUCAGUUAUGAAUGAAGAAACAUGUCGCGCUGCGAUUUCGACUGUUUUAUAUAAAAAAUCAGAAUUCGAAUAUUUGGUUUUUAAGAAUCAAAAAAUCUUACGAGUUAGUGAAUCUUUUAAAGUUGUAUAUUUGAAAACGUUAAAAAAUAUAAUA
Molecule: messenger RNA, 2637 nt
Organism: Cylas formicarius (sweet potato weevil)
Lineage: Eukaryota; Metazoa; Arthropoda; Insecta; Coleoptera; Brentidae
Gene: Sox15
Product: putative transcription factor SOX-15
Exons: 7
Coding region: 379-2364 (661 amino acids)
Biological process (GO): regulation of DNA-templated transcription; anatomical structure morphogenesis; cell differentiation
Molecular function (GO): RNA polymerase II cis-regulatory region sequence-specific DNA binding; DNA-binding transcription factor activity, RNA polymerase II-specific
Source: RefSeq, a predicted model, not a curated record